Molecule: messenger RNA, 1185 nt
Organism: Dissoconium aciculare CBS 342.82
Lineage: Eukaryota; Fungi; Ascomycota; Dothideomycetes; Mycosphaerellales; Dissoconiaceae
Product: Metallo-hydrolase/oxidoreductase
Exons: 2
Coding region: 1-1185 (394 amino acids)
Biological process (GO): N-acylphosphatidylethanolamine metabolic process; N-acylethanolamine metabolic process
Cellular component (GO): cytoplasm; membrane-bounded organelle
Molecular function (GO): N-acylphosphatidylethanolamine-specific phospholipase D activity
Source: RefSeq, a predicted model, not a curated record
AUGUCGAAUUCAUCGCGAACCAUCACCACCACCAAACUUCCAUCACGGAGCCCCAAUCCUACGAAUUCCAAAGAUCAUCACAUCGAUUCGAAGCCUUCAGGUUUCAAAAAUCCGUGGCCGUCAUGGCCGCCAAGGAAACUCAGCUUCUCCGAGAUCCUUUAUCUUCGCUUCGGAUCUCAUGACGAAAAGAACAAUAUUCCUGUCCCGCAAGGUCCCAAUGGAACCAGAUCAGAAGAACUGGUGCGGAUUCUUCCUAAACUUACUUGGGGUUCUGGCGACUCGACGCGUCUUCGCGCGACAUGGAUCGGCCACUCUUCAUUUCUCGUAGAAACCCCUGGACUCAUCAAAGGUGCGACACGAGGGGUGCGAAUCCUGUUCGAUCCCGUCUUUGCCGAGAGGACAUCGCCUUUCACAUGGAUCGGUCCCAAACGGUACACACCGCCUCCCUGCACCGCGGAGGACUUGCCCGAUGUGGACGUCAUCUGCAUCUCACAUAGUCAUUACGACCAUCUGGAUAUCAAAACCGUGAAGCAACUCUAUGCGAAACUAAAAGGCCGGGUUGUAUUCGUUGUUCCUCUGAAGUUGAAGAAAUGGUUUCUCAAGAAUAUUCGAUGUCAGGAUGACGACGUCGUCGAAUUGGACUGGUGGGAGAGUUGCCGUGUCUCAACCGAGGACUACGGUUCCAUUGACGUCGUCGGCUGUCCCGCUCAACACGGCUCCGGCAGAACGAUUUGGGACACGGGACGGACAUUAUGGUGUGGCUUUUCGAUCGAAUGCCGGAAUCCGGAUGACCCUGAGAGAGACAGGCGACUGUACUAUGCGGGCGACACGGCAUAUCAGGCCGUGACCGCUCCCAGCCCGUGUCCUGCUUUCAAGGAGAUCGGUUCAACGUUAGGUCCCUUUGACUUGGCAUUUAUUCCCAUCGGCCUCUACAGUCCACCUUCUUUCAUGAGCGCAGUCCACGUCACGCCUGAGCAGGCGCUUUCGAUACACAAGGAUGUCCAGGCGAAAAGAUCGCUGGGCAUGCAUUAUGGAACAGUCAGAGGUGGCAUCAGCAAAGCCUUCGAGGACGUCCGGGAUCCUCCGAGGAGAUGGAGAGAGAUUGCUGAGAAGGAAGGUCUUUGCGCGGAUUGGACGGGUAAUGGUGUUGGUCUAUGUGAUAUUGGAGAGACGGUCGCUGUAUGA